Messenger RNA from Adelges cooleyi (spruce gall adelgid), 2182 nucleotides. RefSeq names its product arrestin domain-containing protein 3-like. Bases 227 to 1345 code for a protein of 372 amino acids. Gene Ontology annotation, biological process: protein transport. NCBI's taxonomy places the organism in Eukaryota, Metazoa, Arthropoda, Insecta, Hemiptera, Adelgidae. Gene Ontology annotation, cellular component: cytoplasm. The transcript has 9 exons. The record is from RefSeq and is a predicted model, not a curated record.
GUUGUUCAAUGCUAGACAUCAGUCGUUUAAUUUUCUUUCGGGUUACUAAAUUUAUUGUUACAUAUCAUCAAUUUUUAAAAUAAUAAUCGCACCGACAAACAAUACAACAUAUUCUGCAGAUCAUUCGAAUCAACUUGUAGAAAAUGACACUGAAUAAUGUAUCAACUGUGUUAUAGUAUCAAGAUCUUGACAUAAUUUUGUUUAAUUAACAGCAGUCGCCGACAUCAUGGACUACAUAAAAGAUUUUCAAAUACAAUUAGAUAAGGAAAUGUUUUAUGCCGGUGAAAUACUUGAGGGCCAAGUGAUUUUAAACACAAUCGAGAACUUCAAGCUAAAAUCUAUGAGGAUAGUACUCAGAGGAAAAGCUCACGCCGAAUGGAAAGUUUUAGAUAACAUUGCCGGGCCGACUGUAAUGGACGAACAAUGUUUUGUGGAAAAUAAGUCUAUAUUAGGGGACAGCUCUGUUCCAAUUUUGCCACGUGGACUACACCAAUUCCCAUUUAGGUUUCAGUUACCUCAGACUUCACUACCGUGUUCAUUUGAAAGCAAACCGGGAUAUAUUAGAUACUACAUUAAGGUUACACUCGAUAUUCCAUAUGCAUCGUCGCCCCAUGGGAUGAAAUACAUUACUGUCAUAGGACCGCAUAUAGAUUGCAUGGACGAUCAAUAUCUAAAACCUAUUGAAAAGGUGGAAAAGAUGUCAAGAUGCUGCAUGUGUUACAAAAGGAACAAAAUAGUGUUGGAUUGCUAUCUAGAGAGAACGGCAUAUGUAUGCGGCGAGGCACUGCGGCUUAAAGCCAACAUAAAGAACCAAAAUAAAAGUGACAUAAGGCUCAAAGUCAAGUUAUUUCAAAAUGUGCACUAUACAAUCAAAAAGAAGCAGAGUCCGACUAACUCAAUAUAUCAAAAGGACGUCCAACAUUUAGUGCUGGAGUAUACUGGCGAACCCAUCCAAAAUGGGUGUGUGUCGCAAUGGGACUCUGCCGAUGGUCUGAUCUUACCGGUGAUGCCGCCAACAUUGGUAUUGGGUAUCUGCAAACUUUUGCAAAUCUAUUAUGUACUACAGGUUUGUGUAGAUUUGGGUAAUGGCGUCGAAGAUCUUAACAUGUGUUUUCCAAUAACAAUUGGAACGGUACCUUUCCGAAUACCUAAUCGUAACCAAACACCAAAAAUAUAUUACAGUGUAGCGUGUGAACAUGUGGAGGGCGGCAAAUAUAUUGGACCCGAGUUCAUGCUUGGCGACGUAUACGACGGUACUCAUGCAGAACAGGUUGUUAUAUACAGACCUGUAUACGUGUCCAUAAGGGAGCCCGAUGACGUUCCUAAUCCAAUCGCCACCUCUUAAUAAACGAUGAGACCCCGCGUUUGUGUUAUAGUGAUGGGAAUGAUAAAUUAUAAUUUUCUAUAACACUAUUAAACAUUUACACGUUGUCUGUUGACGAUAAUUCAGACAAACCUGCACAAAUUUCGGGCAUACUUGAAAAACAUAUAAUCAACACCAUCUGUGUAGAUUAUUAUUAUUUAAUAUACUAAGUAUAAUUUGGAAGAAGAAUAUACACAAAAUGUACAAUAAAUUGUACCCAAUAUAUCUACAAAUUAAAGAACUGUAGGCUUAUUAGAUAACAUAUUGUGCUUAUCGCAAGUUGAGAAUUAAUGGCGAAAGUGUAUAAUAUCUUAGAUAAUAAAAUCUAUCUAAAAUGUAAGGAGUGAGAGGGUAGAUUAAAAUCCGAUGUAUUCCUUGUUGGCCAAAGGAGUAUGAUAUAUUAGCGUUUACAUUUACCCUUAAUCAACGAAUAAGCACAAUAUAAGUUACCAUACAAUUAAUUUUGAUUUUUUAGUGAUUUUAAUUAGUUGUGAUUUAGUCUUUGAUAAUCAUCUUUCUUGAUUAUACAAGUUUAAAACUUAACCCGAAAAUCGCAAUUUUCAUUUAUCCUCUUCUGCCAUAACAUCACAUGAUUAUAACUAACCUCGCCACAGAUAAUUAGGCUGCGGUAAAAACGUGUUACCCAAUAAUAAAGACAAGUUAUGCUGUUAUGGUAAUUAUUAUCUUGAUAUAUUAUUCAAUGUUUUCAUUAUUAAUUUUGUUUUAUUUAAUUUAAUUUGAAAAAAUCAAUCUAAAUUAAAUAUGCUGUACAAACCAACUCAACAUUAGUUUAUAGAUUUUUUUCUUCGUACAUUUGAU